AUGGCUGAAAGCUUUGACAGUGCUACAUCUAAUCUUCUAUGUUCUGAAAACAAUAGAACAUGCUUUGAUGAGGAUGUGGAAUGCAUUGGUGUUGUUGAUGGUUCUGGAAUCUCAACUUCAUGGGACCACAUGAUGAACCUUAACUUGGACAACGUUGGAUCGGAUUCGUUUGUGUGUUUUGUUGCACAGAGUGAGGAAAUUGUGAGGGUUAUGGUUGACAAAGAGAUUGAGCAUUUGCCUAGAGAGGAUUAUUUGAUGAGAUUGCGUAGUGGUGACUUGGAUUUGAGUGUUAGAAGAGAGGCUCUUGAUUGGAUUUGGAAGGCUCAUGCUUAUUAUGGAUUUGGACCCCUGAGUCUUUGCUUAUCGGUGAACUACUUGGAUCGGUUCUUAUCGGCUUAUCAAUUACCGAGAGGUGUGAGUUGGACUGUGCAAUUGUUAGCCGUGGCUUGCUUUUCACUUGCGGCUAAAAUGGAAGAAGUUAAAGUGCCGCAUUGCAUAGAUUUACAGGUCGGUGAACCGAGAUUCGUGUUCCAAGCGAAAACAAUUCAAAGAAUGGAACUAAUGAUACUAAGCACAUUAGGAUGGAAAAUGCAUGCUUUAACUCCUUGUUCCUUCAUAGACUACUUCAUAUCUAAGAUCAGCUGCGAGGAGAAUCAUCCCGAAAAGUUGUCGAUUGCAAGAUCAGUGCAACUCAUCCUUAACAUAAUCAAGGGUAUUGAUUUCUUGGAAUUCAGGCCUUCUGAAAUUGCCGCAGGGGUAGCAAUUUCUGUUUUAAAGGAACUGUCGGGCCAAGAAGUCGAUAAGGCCAUAGCCUAUUUCUUCAUCGUAGAUAAGGAGAGAGUUCUAAAGUGUGUUGAAUUGAUAAAAGAUCUAUCCUUGAUCAAGGUUGGUGCAUCUAAGUAUACACCAUUAGUGCCUCAAAGUCCUAUAGGGGUGCUUGAUGGAGGGUGCAUGAGUUAUAAGAGUGAUGAGUUAACAAAUGGGUCAUAUCAAAAUUCUUUACAUAAUAGUCUAAAUACUAAAAGGAGAAAAUUUGAUGGACCUUCCAAUGGAUGA
Molecule: messenger RNA, 1056 nt
Organism: Vicia faba (fava bean)
Lineage: Eukaryota; Viridiplantae; Streptophyta; Magnoliopsida; Fabales; Fabaceae
Source: the annotation of a GenBank genome assembly